AUGAUGGAAUCUAUGGAGACUCUGAGACUCGACUUUGAGCGACAAAGCAAAUUGUUCAUGCUUGCUCUCGAGGAGGAAAGAGGGGGGACCAUCAAUCCCCAGCAGGAGAUGAAGCGACAACAAGAGAUGCAACGGCUAGAGGUGCUCCCACGUGCUGAUAUCGCCGCGAUAACCAAAAACAUAGAAACGACCGCUGCUACUAGUAAUAACCUGGCCACAAAACUAUCUAUCAUGCGAACGCUCCAUUUCGACGCUGGGCUUACUUGUCGAACUUUUCGGAAUGGAUGGUUUCCGAGGAUCCUCUUCUGGAUAAGCGGGAAACCCGGCUCUGGCAAAAGCACUCUAAUGAAGUACCUAAUCAACAGCCCCGAUAUAUCCAAACAUCUACGGAAAUGGGCAGACACGAGGAAAUUAUGCAUUAUCGACUACUUCUUUUGGAUCAAUGGUACCGAUAUUCAUCGCUCACAGGGGGGUCUACUCCGAUCAUUGCUGUUUGACGUCUUCCAUAAAUGUCCUGAACUUAUUGAGACAACAUUUCCAGAGAGAUGUGUUGAAUCUGUGAAUGCGAAUCACGACCUCAUGAUACCGUGGAGCCGCAAGGAGUUACUGAGUGGCUUGCAAAAGAUUGCUCGGCAAACGGCUUCGUCCAAUGCGCUCUGUAUCUUCAUCGACAGCCUGGAUGAAUAUGAAGGCCAACACGAGGAUCUGUUCAACGUACUUUCCAACAUAGCGCAUGCAUCCCCCAUCAAGCUAUGGGUCGCAAGCAGACCCUGUAAUGUUUUUGAGAAGGCUCUGGGAAAAAACCAAACCCCCAAGCUUUACUUGGAGAACCUGAACAGGCCUUACAUCGAGCUCUUUGUGAAGAACAAGUUGCAAAACCGCGCUGAUUUCCAAGCUUUGGCGCUGUCUGGUCCAUACGCCGCCGAGCUGGCUUCUGAUAUUGUUGAACGUUCAAAAGGUGUUUUUCUUUGGGUCAAUCUGGUCGUGCUUUUAGUGAAGCAGGGUCUAGUCAAUGAGGACAGGCUUGUGGACCUGAAGCGUCGUGUGAGCGCUUACCCGGCUGACCUCAACGACUUUUUCAGACAUAUAAUGGACUCACUGCAGGUGCAGAUUGCUCGCGGGUUUUCUGUCGCUUUGGCUGCAAAGAAACCGCUCUCGGUUGUCAGCUUCUGGUACCUUGAUGAACUGGAGCUGAAUCCUGAUGUCGCUAUUACCAAGCAGGUUGACAAAUUGGCCGUGAAGAACGAGAGACUUGAGUGUUUCUGGAUGGAGGAGGUCCGCAAGAUGGGGGCGCGUAUCAACGGACGCUUCAAAAGAUUUCUUGAGAUUGUGAAGCCACUUGAUUGGAAAAUUCCUUCUGAAAUUAAGGUCGAUUUCCUCCACCGAACAUGGACGCCUUCCACUUUCGAUGUCCACUAUGCACUUUGCAACAUCCAACUCGCUGAAGUCAAAGAGCUGCAUCCAAAACUUGCGUAUUCACAAACUCUCGCCCGACUGACGGAAGGGAUAUUCUACUCAGCACGACAGUUCGAGAAAUUUCAUCACAGGUCGCUCAGCAUAGUUCUUGAACAUCUUGACCAUACAAUUACGGGCUAUGGCCACAGACUGUACCCUUGGGAAAACCCGGAAGAUGGAAACCUCAUCAUUGAAGCCGUCAUGAGCAACCUGGCCUACUUUACCUCAAAUCGCUUCGAGAAAGACGUCAUCAGCGAGGAAACGAGACUGAAGCGUCUUCAAAGGAUGUUCAACAUCAUGAAAUAUCUAACUGCGGAUGGUUUGCACGAUCCUCAAUCUCAUAUUGAGGUGGUUGGCAACCCACUUGACAUGAUUCUUCUUCUAGUGGAGGCUCGCCCCGUAACUGGUUAUAUUCCAUUCCGUACGGUAUUAUUAGGACUGGAGUUCUAUGAUAACGGGACCAUCCUGGGCAUCUUGCUAUGUCUCUGCAAGAGUGGCCUUGUGGACCUCGAAGAAUUCCGUGAGCUGGUCGCGCACGUCAGAAGACUAACUAAUUUAUGGAAUGCGAAGGAGCUGGAGGAAAUGACUCGCGUGGCAAGCAAAGCAACGAUAGGGCCGGCGCUUUCCAAAGCACAGGUCGGUCGAUUUGGAAAGACGAAAUACACCAAGGAGAAGGGAAAGUUACAUAGAUGGCUCGGGAAACUCAAAUCUGGCUGCUCAAUAAGCUAA
This is a messenger RNA of Penicillium subrubescens, 2184 nucleotides long. RefSeq lists its product as uncharacterized. The record is from RefSeq and is a predicted model, not a curated record. NCBI's taxonomy places the organism in Eukaryota, Fungi, Ascomycota, Eurotiomycetes, Eurotiales, Aspergillaceae. The transcript is spliced from 3 exons. Bases 1 to 2184 code for a protein of 727 amino acids.